CUCCUUCUCACAUGUUUUAUUGCUCUCGCUUGUAAUCCCUCGUAUUUCGGACCAAGGAAGAAGAGUCUUACCAUCCUCUGACUCUGUUAUUGCUGUUGCGGCUCCUGGUGCUUUUUCUGCCAUCGUCUUCGUCUUCUUCGUGUUCGUGUUCGUGCUCUGCUUUGCUCUGCUGUGCCUCUACAGCUCUUUGACCGUCAGGCGAAGGGGCUCAAUCAUCAAUGGAGUCACCUUCAUCAUCCCUCUGACACCGUCAUCCCCCACUCCUUGGGUUAUUGUUGUUGUUGUUGCUGUUGUUGUUGCCUUCCUCCCUCCCUCUUCCUCCCACUAGGGUUUUUGUUGUUGCUGCUUCCCCUGCACCCUUCUCCUCCUCCUCCUCCUCCUGCUGCUGCUGCUGCUGCUGUUUUUUUUUUUUUUUUUUUUUUUUUUUUUUUUCUUUUCUUUUUUUCAGAUGAGUGUGAGUGUUUCAAUGGGCCGUGGGAGGAGAUUGUAGGAGGAGUGAGUGGAGGGGGGAGAGAGACGGGGAGUGGACGACAAGGGAUGUGAAGGUAACGGAUGAGCUCAUGGCGGGGCGGUGGGGGAGGAUCUGUUGGUGAUGUGUGCGGAGCCGGGGACGUGGAGGAGCUUGCAAUUAGGGUCCAGGGCGAUUUGUACUGAUUGGAACGAGGUAGCAGCAGUUUUGAGCGUGCUAUCACAACAAUUUUGUAAUUAGUGGAAAUCCGACUAGGUGGUGUGAAGAUAUGUCUGUGAUGGCUUUGGAGGAGCCGGUGGAGCUUAAGUUCCGUUUAUAUGACGGCACAGAUAUAGGUCCCAACAAGUAUCCGCCAGCAACUACAGUGGCCAACAUCAAAGAGAGUAUUCUCAACCAUUGGCCGAAAGAAAAACAAAAUGGUCCGAAGAGUAUACACGAUCUGAAAUUGAUAAAUGCUGGUAAAAUUUUGGAGAAUACCAAAACCCUUGCGGAUUCUAGAGUGCUGUUGGGGGAAAUUCCAGGAUGUGUUAUCACCAUGCAUGUUGUCUUACGGCCACCUACAAACGACAAAGCUAGUGAGAAGCAAGCUGAAGCUCCUAAGCCCAAAACUUGCUGCUGUACAAUACUCUAGCUUUCUGUCUGGAAGCGCUCUGCAUGUGCAGGUAGGGGAAUGUAAAGGAAGGGUCAGGUUGUAGGUGAGAGUUCAAGACGCCUGGGUGACGAGGCAGUGAUAUUUGCUGCCACUUUGGUGAUGCUCCUACCAUGCACACAGCGUCAUAAAGAUCCAGCAGAAGAUGGUCGUGUACUGGUCAUACAUAGGUCGAUGCGAGUGCAGCAAUAAUUUGUUGCGACCAUGCAUUCCUCGGAUUGCAAUAUUUUUUUUGUGAGCGUUCCUUGAGCGUAGCGAAGGAACCAUAUGGGGAGAGGCAAAGAGCUACGGCAAGUGUGGAUCAUGAUGUCUCUUCAUAUCCUGGACCACUUUAAAAGUGCACAUUUAAGUGUCAUGCGGGGACUGUGCAGCUGUAUCAAAUAAUGCGAUGCACAUCAAGUUCAUGGCCUCCCACACGUGCCUCAUGGAUUUCAGCACGUUGUUGCCUGGUGGAGAAGCCUUACCCAGGGUUAGUCUCCAGGAAUUAUGCAUUUUCAAGCCCCCGCAUUUGAAUCGUGUUGUUUACAAUUCGGAGAGGAGGCAGGCACAUUAUCCUGCUUUUGCAUCUACUUGUACCUUAUACUCCUGCAUGUCAGAGUUAGUUUACCAAUAUGACAAGUUUCUGAAGGGCUUAAACCAUCUCACAAUAGAGACAUAUCUCAUUGGCUGACCUUUUGUAUUAGUCCCUUGUUCAUCAUCGCAAAUACUUCGCAGUAAGUGCUUUGGUUUAUUUGAAAUGGAAGCAGAAGGUUUUUCUAUUA
Molecule: messenger RNA, 1879 nt
Organism: Physcomitrium patens
Lineage: Eukaryota; Viridiplantae; Streptophyta; Bryopsida; Funariales; Funariaceae
Product: membrane-anchored ubiquitin-fold protein 3
Molecular function (GO): protein binding
Source: RefSeq, a predicted model, not a curated record